Chara braunii is the source of this 1782-nucleotide messenger RNA. Lineage: Eukaryota; Viridiplantae; Streptophyta; Charophyceae; Charales; Characeae. The record is from the annotation of a GenBank genome assembly.
UUACGUGUUGCCAUGGCCGCGUGACAAGGGGAUGUUGGACUGCGUGGCAGGACUGGAGGUUGAGCCGGUGCGCAUGGGCACGCGCCACGAGAUGACCGCGGAGGAGAUUGCAGAGCAGGUUGCGCUUAAUAUUACGCGCGAUCCCAUCAGUUCUUCCGCACCGCCAUCCGCUGAUGCCGUUUUCGAGAGACGUGCUUGCAUUUUCCGUUUGUACCCCAGGGACGAUGACUCGGAUGAGGAGCCUACACUCGGGGGAGUAGAUGACCCUGCGCUGCCCAUCCCCAACAAGAUCGUCCCUGGGGACGUCAAUGACGCCGAGGUGAGGACAUACACAGCACGACGGGCAGCUGACCGGGCAGAGAGGGAGAUGCAGGUGGGGGACGAGGAUUUAUGGGGCCCUUUCGGGGAGGUGGCUUCUACGGGUGAUGCGGAGACGGAGGAGUUCGCAUCCUCCUUGCCUCCUCACGGGCUUCUCCAGAGAUCGACAGUGGUUCGACAAUUGAGGUUACAAUCACCUUCCUCGAGGGUAUUGCAGGAGGAGGGGGUUGUGGCAGCAGCGGCGCAGGAGGCACCAGCAAUCUGGACAACGGGGGAGGAGGUGCCAGCAUAUGCGACGGUUGAGGAGGAGGUAGCGGCAGCGGCGCCGCAGGAGGCCGUUCCUAUGGAUCAUGACGGUGCGGACACCGAUGAGCAGCUCGUGAGGCGCUUCAUCACGGAGGAGGUCGAUCCAGUCAUGGGGGGUUUGACCCCGGGGGCGGCGAUGGAGCUGGGGAUUUUUGCUCCCACAGGGGGGGCGGGGUUAGAGAUGGGGACGCACUUCGACUUUGACUUGUCGACAGGCGCUCCACCUACUUGCAGCGGGGCGACAUCGACGGAUCGGGCGCCAUCACGAGACGACGCAGCAGACGCGAUGGGGAUGCAGAACCCGAGAGAGGGGAUGCAGGCGGAAUCUCCAGAUACAACAUGCGAAAUCAUAGAGCGAGAGAGGGCUCGACUUAUGGCAAUCGAUUCAACAGACGUGUGUGACACAACAUUAUUCGGGAGGACAGACAUAGAUUUGGAUUCCACCCGCCAUGUCACGGAGCACACUGCACGCCUUCAGCCAGCCUUGGGACCCCGCGGCACCAGGACGACCACAGCGAGGGAGGUACCAACAUCAGGUUGUGAGCCUCAACGAGGUCGCGGUAGAGGAGUGUCCAUCGAGACCUUGGAGUACGCUCUGAGAGCAGCGACGCGUGCCGUGCAUGAGCAGACUCCAUGCAAGCGUGGAGUGCCUCCUCGUCCACGCCCUGUGGCUGCAGAGGGAGGCGCUGCGCUUGGAGAAAUUUCGGGAGCGGAGGGGUUGGGGAUGCCUCCUGGAUCCCGCUGUGAGCAGACGGUCGCAGAGGCUUGUGCAAGGGUUGUUGUGUUGAGGAAGGGAGGAGGCCCUGUCACCAUCGAGGAGGAGGAUCCUGAGACGGAUGCGGCAGUGCGGGAGGAGGACAAGGACUAUGAGGGCGAGGAGGAGGGUGAGGAGGAGAGCGAGAGCGGUUCCGGUGGUGACGACGACUAUGACGAUGAUGGGCCCCCACCUCCCCCGUCGACACGUGCAUCUAGACGCUCCGCUGUGCAGACUUCUUCAUCCGCACGAGGGAGGAGGAGGUCGACAUCCGACACUCGAGGGGGUACGAUGAGACAGAGUGGGAAGGGGAAGAAGGGUCGUUGACCGUGAGGCCAACACUCCUCUUUUCCCCUUCUCGCACUGUACUUCAUCAUGUUGUGCGGUCCUGCUUUUUUUUGUCG